UUUGGAUCAAGUGGCCUCCGAAUUUGAUCGCAGCCUGGUCCGCCAUGCCAAAGAAAAAGAAGGCAUCUAAGGAAGGCAAGGCCAAGGAAGAGGAGGAAGAGGAACCCGAAGAUGAAGCAGAGGAGGAGGCUGACAAGGAAGAGGCCGACGGCAAGGCCAAGGUCGAAAGCAAAGAGGAUGCCAAAGGCACUGAGGUAGCCGAGGGCGACAAAGAUGGAGGCUAUCCCAAAGCUGAAGAGGAGCCCAGCAAGGCGCCAGCAGUGCCAGCAGUUCCACCACCCUUUAGAGUGGUUUUUAAGGCCCAUGACUCCUAUCCGCCCAUGGAGACCGCCGUGGCAGUGACCUACUGCCCGCUGUGUUCUCUACCGCCAGAUUUUUGCCAGUAUGGACCAUGCUGGGAAAAGUGCAAGCCUUGGUGUUUAGAGAAUGCCCCUCACUACUAUCCCGAGUUGUCCGGCGUGUCGCUGGAGGAUGCCAAGAAGAGGGCAGAGGAACUCGGUGAAAAGUCCAAAGAAAAGUUGCUGCCGGGUGGCAAAGUGAAGCGAGCAAAAUCGCCACAUGUGACCAUCCGAAAACUGAACCGCGGUGGCCGGAAAUGCGUCACCAGCGUGGCUGGAUUAGACACCUUCAGCAUCAAGCUGGACGAUGUGGCGAAGCUCUUCAAGAAGAAGUUUGCCUGUGGUUGCGCUGUGGUGAAGGGAGAGAACACUCUCCCAGACACUGUGGACAUCCAAGGUGACUUUGAAGACGAAGUCAUCGAUAUCAUCACAGCUGAAUGGAAACAAGUGCCGCCAGAGAAGAUCAGCGUCCUGGAUGCUGGGAAUAAGAAGAAAGGCAAAGGAAAGUGAUGGAAAGAUGAAAAUAAGAGUGCCAGUGCCAGUGCGGCCGGCUUGUGAUGACGGCACGUGCAAACAUGACG
Durusdinium trenchii is the source of this 919-nucleotide messenger RNA. The record is from the annotation of a GenBank genome assembly. Lineage: Eukaryota; Dinophyceae; Suessiales; Symbiodiniaceae.